Molecule: messenger RNA, 2350 nt
Organism: Dufourea novaeangliae
Lineage: Eukaryota; Metazoa; Arthropoda; Insecta; Hymenoptera; Halictidae
Exons: 3
Coding region: 79-2319 (746 amino acids)
Source: RefSeq, a predicted model, not a curated record
CGUGAAAAGAAAAAAAGGAAAUCAAGGAAAAACCAUCUGGCGGUGGUGUUUGGGUCUUAAAUAUAGCCGCGAGUGAUAAUGGCCAGCGCGACAAUGGGACUACGUCGUAGAGUGCCGGUGAACAAUUCGCCGACCCCUUCGAGCCAUCAGUCCGUGUCAGCGUCUACUGGGUCUGGGAAACGUUCGAGGUCCGAGAACAAUAACAGCCCGUCCCAUGGUAAUCUGAACUCGAUGAACGGCUCGCGGGACGAGCCACCGACUAAGAAGUCCCGUGGAACGUCCACUAGCGGGACGAAGGGUUCUAGCGGUUCGUCACCCGAAGCGACGAGUCCGUCGUCGAAAGGUCGCGGUGGAUCGGUGUCCAGGGCAAAUGGACAGGCAAAAUCAUCGGCUACAUCGACGGUGGAUGGUACAUCUAGCAACGGUGUGAUGUCCACAACAUGGGCGACCCAAUCGAACAUGUCCGACAUGUCUACAUACGCUUCUGUACCUGGCUUGAGCAUGGCACCUAGUCCAACAACUGGUUUGUGUCCUGGUGGAUUAGGUAUGCCUACCCCUAUACCCUACAUGUCCACAUCCAUGGCGACUUUCGUGGGUAACGCGACCAAUCUCGGGAAAAGUUCGUCAGUUUCGUACCUGGACAUCUCGAACAUGACCGGUGGAUCGUUGAGCUCGGCUGGUUCAGGUUUGAAUACGGGUUACGUGCCUGGAGGGAAAGGGAACACGACUGGGGCAACGAUCGAUCCGAAGACCGGCGUACCAAUCCCGUUCCCGGGUAUCGGUUCGGCGGGUGUUAAUGGGACCGCCGAUUACGGGAUGCAAAAGGGCCCGACGGAUAAUGUCGUGCUGCCAAAAAAAUUCCAGAACGACGGUAUGUUCAACGCUUACCAACCGUGGGUGAUUAAAACUUACGGGGAUCUGGCGAAAACUAAAACGAUCACGAUCAAAAAGUAUGCGCGUAUAUUGAGAACAUUGAGGGGCGAGGAAGUGAACAGUGCGGAGAACAGUAAAUUUCGUUUCUGGGUGAAGAGCAAGGGCUUCCACAUCGGUCAGCCGGAAGGAUACGACGCGAAACCCGCGGACAGGAUUAUCGGUCGUCAUGCAGUGACGAGCCCUGGAUUGGAUCCUCCGCUGUACGUGCCCACACAACCGCCGCACAACAAGACAUUAAAUGGCGCCGAGGGUACCGUUCCACCCGGAAGAGUGUACAAGAAAGUCGCGAUCGUGGAGAACUUCUUCGACAUUAUUCAUGCUGUCCACGUUGACCUUGAGGGUCGUCCAGGAAAGCAUGCUGGUCAGAAAAGAACGUACAGGACGAUCACGGAGACGUACGCGUUCCUGCCACGGGAGGCGGUAACGCGAUUUCUGCUGGGCUGCACGGAAUGCCAACGACGUCCACGUACCCCGAGCCCGACCAACCUGUCCAGCCAGACGCAGUCCAACGCCGCGACGUCGAUUGCCACGACACCGUUGAGCCCGAGCCCGGCCGGUGGUCUUGCAACGACGACGUCGACGUCGACGACGACAACAACAUCGACGUCGGUGCACAGUGGUUCGAAGCACAGAGACAGCGGGCAUCAAACCAACGACAACAGCAAGGCCCUGUACAGUUACAGGCAUCAAAAACAUCAGAGGGGCAACAACGCUACAGUGAGCACUACGAUCGAGAAACCGGAGAAGGAAAAAGAGGAGAAGUACAAUCCCCUGAGCAUCACGAAUCUUCUAAAAAAAGAGCCAACGGUCACAGGCAGCUUUUUGCCCAGUGGAGAUACCCUACCAGAGUCCAGGCGUACCCCCGAAUCGGAUCGAGCUAGCUCGAAAAGUUCCGCGUCGUCCAAGAGAAAGAGGAUGCUGCCAGAAGGUAGGACUCCGUCACCUCAGCCUAGCCAGCCAUUGCCAAGGCCUUGGAGCCCUGGACUCGAUCCCAAAAGCACGCCCAUCGAUUACAGUCUUCCGAUCACCACCUCGUACCUGAAGCAUCAGCAGAGGUUACUGCAACAAGCGGAGAAGAAUAAAGCCGCCAUGAUCAAGGAACCCGAACCUGAGCCGAAGCUCACUGUGUUGCCUGCCGAGGAGAUCGAGAACGUGGAGAGGGAGAGAUACUCGCCAGCCACUGGAUUGAUAGACACUAACUUAAACCUGUUGGCCACCAUUCAACAUCUUCACUGUCAGGUGAUGCUGGCGCUAACCGAGAGGCUAAGACCUUCUUUCGCGAUGCCGAGCCCUCUGGUUCUACCCACAGCGGCUAAUAUAUUGACGAGUGGGAUGAUGAUCGGCGGGUCCGAGGUGUCUGUGCAGACAGGCGAAGGUCGCACGUGAGAUAGUCAGACCAAGGACAUUUGUUCGAGGA